Trichosporon asahii var. asahii CBS 2479 is the source of this 2868-nucleotide messenger RNA. RefSeq lists its product as uncharacterized. The transcript has 3 exons. The coding region runs from base 1 to 2868 and encodes 955 amino acids. NCBI's taxonomy places the organism in Eukaryota, Fungi, Basidiomycota, Tremellomycetes, Trichosporonales, Trichosporonaceae. The record is from RefSeq and is a predicted model, not a curated record.
AUGUCAGCAAGCCACAUCUACACGCUGCCCGCGGUGAGCGCCACCAACACGCCUCCAGAGUCGCUCCGCGACCAAAUCGAGCGCAGCCUCCUUGGCACCGAGAAGUCUGUCGUCCCCGGCGACACCGACGAGGACAAGCGCUGGGCGUACAGACGCUCCGUGCCCACCGUUGUACUUUACUCUGAGAAGGGCUUGCGCCUGUACGACGGCAUUACCUCAUCCGCCCCCGAGUACUACCUAUUUGCGGACGAGCUCAACCUCAUCAAGAACCACGGACAUGAGAUUGCCGGCGCCAUGGGGUUCCCUUCCAAAGGAAAGGACGACCAGUCGCAUCGCCGCCAUGUCCCCAGGAAUCGGUGGAGGCCGGCUCGUUGGGGCGACGCCGCCUUGGGCAAAUGGAAUAAUGGCGUCAAUGGCGAGGAGGGUCUGGCCUCCGGCGUUGACGCCGGCUGGGAUAUUGUCGAACUCGGCGCCGGUGCCCUCCGCAAGACUGCUCACUUCCUCACCGCCGUCGCGGACACUGUGCCCGAGAGCACUCACCCGCCCGUGACAUACCACGCUCUCGAUCUCUCGCGCCCCGAGCUCGAGCGUGUUCUCGGCCAGAUGGACGACCAGUUUGGAUCCGCUUUCAGCGGCCGCAUCAACAGCGUUGGUCUCCAUGCCGACUACUUUGCUGGUCUCGAGCUUGUCCGUGACGGCGGCCUCGCCGCUCUCAGCUCUGGCCAGCGUUCUCCCGAGGUCUCGGAGGAGGAGCCCGGCAUCGCCAUGUCGCCUGCGUCGACGCUCAGUCAUGAUCUCAUGACGCCCGCGCUCGACACGACGCCCCUUCCUCCUUCUGUGGUCGAGGGCGAUGAGCCCGUGACUGCCCCGUCCGAGACCUCCGACAAGCUUCCCAGCAAGCUUGAGACUCUGGGCGCUCAGAAUCACUUUGCGCCUGGCCCGGCGCCUAGCGACAACAGUGGUUCAGAGGCGCCCCGCCCGCUGCAUGUCAUGUUCCUCGGUUCGUCGCUCGGUAACUUCGAGCGCGACGAGGCCGCCCCGUUCCUCAAGUCGAUUCCUCUGAAGCAGGGUGACACGAUUCUGCUUGGCCUCGACGGCCGCCCCGCCCCCGGACCCGAGGGCCGCCGCAAGAUUGAGGCCGCAUACAACGACCCCUCUGGUCACACCCGCGCCUUUGAGGAGCACGGCUGGGACGUUGCGCUUCAGGAACUUGGCCUUCCCAUGCCCAAGACCGACGAUGAGCGUCGCCAUGAGGCAUACUUCCGUUCCAAGAAGGAUCAGAAGAUCCACCUGCCCGAGCACAACGAGGACGUUGAGCUCGCCAAGGAUGAGCUUCUCCAGAUCGAGUGGAGCUACAAGGUAAGCUAUCUUAGUGCUUGUCGAGCUGACGUUCAGUACUCUGUUCCCGAGGCCCUCGACAUGUUCAACCAGGCCGACCUGCGUGUCAUCGACUCGUGGAAGGCCCCUGAUAGCGAGUACCGCCUGUGGCUGCUUGAGCGCCCCGACGUUCGCUUCACUGGCGGCGCUGUCGAGCGCCCCCUCGGACCCACCGUCCCCACCUGGGACGAGUGGCAGGCCAUGUGGCGCAUGUGGGACCACAUCACGCUGGACAUGAUCCCUCCCGCGACGCUGCACCAGAAGCCGAUCGACCUGCGCCACAUCUGUCUGUUCUACCUCGGCCACAUCCCCACCUUCUUGGACAUCUACCUCACGCGCCUCCUUCCCGGCGGCCCGUCUGAGCCUACGUACUUCAAGGACAUCUUUGAGCGCGGCAUCGACCCGGAUGUUGAUGACCCAAGCCAGAUCCACCCUCACUCCGAGGUCCCAACCAAUCCCGAGGACUGGCCCUCGCUUGACGAGAUCCUCACCUUCCGCAACAAUGUCCGCCAGCGCCUCCGUACCCUCUACGAUGAGGCGGAGAAGCGCCCCCUCACCCGCCGUGAGGCCCGCAGCAUCUUCAUGGCCUACGAGCACGAGGCGAUGCACGCCGAGACGCUCCUGUACAUGCUCCUGCAGUCGCCCCUCACGCUUCCUCCCGGCCCCGAGCCUGACUGGGAGGUUCUGUCUCGCCACUGGGCCGAGACCGCUGCCAAGGCGCAGAAGAACGGCGCCAAGACCAGCAUCGAUGUGCCCGCCACUGAGGUGACGCUCGGCCACGAUGACCCCGAGUCCAAGGACUCGAAGCCCCUCGACCCCAACCAGGAGUUUGGCUGGGACUGCGAGCACCCGAAGCACGUCGAGCGCGUGGCCGCCUUCAAGGCUGACGCCCUCCCCAUCACCAACAAGGAGUACCUCUCCUACCUCGAGAAGACUGGUCGCCUUGCCGAUCUCACCGCGACCAAGGCGCCCGCCAGUUGGGUCCGCGACGGCGACAAGUGGGCCGUGCGCACCGUCUACGGCCCGGUCUCGAUGGAGUACGCGGGCGCGUGGCCCCUGAUGGCGAGCCGCGACGAGAUCGCGGCCUUUGCGGAGUGGAAGGGCGGCCGCCUGCCGACCGAGGCUGAGCUACGUGCCCUGUGGGAGACGCCCGAGGGACCGCGCCCGACGGGCCUGAGGGCGAACACGGGCUUCAAGAACUGGCACCCGGUGCCGCCCACGCUCACGACGAACGAGCACGAAAAGUGCCACGGCCACAACGGCGGCGUGUGGGAGUGGACCUCGACGCCCUUCAUGCCCUUUGAGGGCUAUGAGCAGAGCACGCUGUACCCUGGCUACUCGAGCGACUUCUUCGACGGCAAGCACUACACCGUCCUCGGCGGCAGCUGGGCGAGCGCGCCCUGCAUCGCCGACCGCAAAUCGUUCCGUAACUGGUACCAGGGCAACUACCGCUAUGCCUGGGUCGGCGGCCGUGUUGUCUACGACAACUAG